AUGUCCAGCCUCCAGGCGCUGUGCUCCGGCCUGCCCUUGCGGCCUCUCCCAGAGAACCGGGGACGCCGGGCCGGGCUGCCCCACGCCCCGGUCAGGACCCCCGGCCUCAGCCCCGCUGAGGAGCAGCUGGCGCUGAGGAAUGCCCUUCGGUACUUCCCCCCGGACACCCAGGAGCUGCUGGCCCCCGAGUUCACCCAGGAGCUGCGACUGUAUGGGCACAUCUACAUGUACCGCUUCUGCCCCGACAUUGAAAUGAAGGCCUACCCAGUGGAGCAGUACCCCUGCCGGACGAGAGCGGCUGCAGCUAUCAUGCACAUGAUCAUGAACAACCUGGACCCUGCCGUGGCCCAGUUUCCCCAGGAGCUCGUGACCUACGGAGGAAACGGGCAGGUGUUCAGCAACUGGGCUCAGUUCUGGCUGACCAUGUCCUACUUGUCCCAGAUGACAGAGGAGCAGACGCUGGUCAUGUAUAGCGGACACCCCCUGGGCCUCUUCCCCAGCAGCCCCGGGGCCCCGAGGCUGGUCAUCACCAACGGGAUGGUCAUUCCCAACUACUCCUCCAGGGUGGAGUACGAGAAGCUCUUUGCCAUGGGGGUUACCAUGUACGGCCAGAUGACAGCGGGCAGUUACUGCUACAUUGGUCCCCAGGGCAUCGUCCACGGCACAGUGCUCACCGUGCUGAAUGCCGGGCGGCGGUACCUGGGCGUCCAGGACCUGGCCGGGAAGGUCUUUGUCACCUCCGGGCUCGGCGGAAUGAGUGGGGCUCAGGCCAAAGCCGCCGUCAUCGUGGGCUGCGUCGGCGUGAUUGCAGAGGUGGAUGGGGCGGCCCUCAUGAAACGCCACAAGCAAGGCUGGCUGAUGGAAGUGACCGACAGCUUGGACCGCUGCAUUGAAAGACUCAGGGAAGCGAGGAAGAGGAAGGAGGCCCUCAGCCUUGGUUACCAUGGCAACGUGGUGGAUCUUUGGGAGCGCCUGGUCCGUGAACUGGACACGACGGGGGAGCUUUUGGUGGACCUGGGGUCAGACCAGACGUCCUGCCACAACCCGUUCAACGGUGGCUACUACCCCGUGCAGCUGGGCUUCGCAGAGGCCCAGAGCCUCAUGGCCUCCGACCCUGCUGCCUUCAAAGCCCUGGUCCAGGAAAGCCUGAGGAGGCACGUCUCGGCCAUCAACAGGCUGGCCCAGGAGAACUUCUUCUUUUGGGACUAUGGCAACGCCUUCCUCCUGGAGGCCCAGAGAGCAGGGGCUGACGUGGGGAAGGCGGGCGCCAACAGGACGGAGUUCCGCUACCCCUCGUACGUCCAGCACAUUAUGGGGGACAUAUUCUCCCAGGGCUUUGGGCCUUUCCGCUGGGUGUGCACGUCCGGGGACCCGCAGGACCUGGCGGUCACGGAUCAGCUGGCCACGUCAGUGCUGGAGGAGGUCAUUGCUGGUGGAGUGAAUCCGGCUGUGGAGCAGCAGUACAUGGACAACAUCCGCUGGAUCCGGGAGGCCUCCCAGCACCGGCUGGUGGUGGGCUCCCAGGCCAGGAUCCUGUACUCGGACCAGAAGGGCCGUGUGGCCAUCGCCGUGGCCUUCAACCAAGCCAUCGCCCGUGGGAAGAUCAAGGCACCGGUGGUCCUGAGCCGAGACCACCACGACGUAAGCGGCACAGACAGCCCGUUUAGGGAGACCUCCAACAUCCGUGACGGCUCUGCCUUCUGUGCGGACAUGGCCGUGCAGAACUUCGUGGGAGAUGCGUUCCGGGGAGCCACCUGGGUUGCCCUGCACAACGGCGGGGGUGUCGGCUGGGGUGAGGUGAUCAACGGGGGAUUUGGCCUUGUGCUGGACGGGACCCAGGAGGCUGAGCAGAAGGCCAAGAUGAUGCUCAGCUGGGACGUCUCCAACGGAGUGGCCCGCCGCUGCUGGUCCGGGAACCCGAAGGCCUACGAGAUCAUCUGCCGGACGAUGCAGGAGGACAGGGGCUUGGUGGUGACGCUGCCCCAUGAGGUGGCGGAUGAGCGUGUGCUCCAGCGGGCCCUGCGGCUGUGAGCGGGACCGAGAGCCCUGUGGUCCCCUCACCACCUCGGCCCCGCCCUCGCCUCACAGCCCGCCGGCUCCCUCCGCUACUCUCCGUGCUCUCCUGGGUCAGGAGCUGUGCUCACGCCCUCUUGGGGCUCACCACCCGGAGGGAGUGUCACUGCGCCCCCAGCUUACAGCUGAGGCCAGGAGGCGGGGACCUCUGCUGUCCCCACGCGGCUCCCUGGGGACCGGGAAGGCAGUGGGGGUCUUCUUCACGGCUGGGUGCUCAGGCCUGGCGCCGAGUGGGCUCGGGGGGCUGGUGCCGUGAAAAGUGGCCGAGUGGGGCACUGACCAGUCCUUGGGGCCGCCUGCUGUCCCUCCUCCCGCCAAGGGCCAGGUGCUCCUUUGGCCAGGCUCUCGCCCAUCGCCCCGCCUUCCCCCGACCGACCGGCCGACUGGUGUG
Molecule: messenger RNA, 2464 nt
Organism: Globicephala melas (long-finned pilot whale)
Lineage: Eukaryota; Metazoa; Chordata; Mammalia; Artiodactyla; Delphinidae
Gene: UROC1
Product: urocanate hydratase 1
Biological process (GO): L-histidine catabolic process
Molecular function (GO): urocanate hydratase activity
Source: RefSeq, a predicted model, not a curated record